UGAAAGGCCUCGACAAUUGUGCCGCUGAUGGUGGUGCAUCAUAUGAGACAUUGUUAACAACAGUCAAGGAAAUGGGUAACUAUGUUGUUGAUGAGGAAGUGCAAGUAGAGUUGCGUGACUGCAAGGACAGUUUAAAUGCCAGUAAAAUUUACUUGAAGACAGACUUUAAAGCACACCUCAGGAAAUGUGAUAAAUGUCCAGAUCACUGUAUCAAUUAUUCUUUGAGUGAUCCAACAGACCAACAUCUACAACAGCACUGUGUCGACCAUCAGCAUGACAUAGUAUGUGAGAGAUGUAAUUUACUUCCACAAGCAGUCUCUACCAUCAAAAGACGUCUUUCUGAAUUAGACAUACCAGAUGAAGUUAGAAAUGAUCUGCUGGCCAGUAUAGAUGUAGCUGAGGCUAAGAUUCUUGAAUGGAAGAGUCAUAUUGUAAGAGGUGUCAACCAAGAUCUAGCAAGGAUCCUACUAUUAGAGGAAUUGAAAUAUGGAGAAUGUCUCAUAAUCAUGGACUGGGCUAUGAAAUUCCUUCCUUUAGCAUUUCGUGAGAAACAGAGUGAUUGGUUUGGCCAAAAAGGAGUUAACUGGCAUGUUUCAGUGUGUAUUUUUAAAGAUGAAAAUCAGAAUUUAAUGCAAAGAACAUAUACACAUACAAUGGAUGCAGUUAAACAAGAUUGGGUUGCAGUAGCUUCCGUGUUAGAGCACACUUUAAGAACAAUAAAAAUUCAGCUUCCCAGAAUCAACACAGUAUACUUGAGAAGUGAUAAUGCAGGAUGCUACCAUUGUGGCAGUCUUUGGCUGGCUAUACCUAAGAUCACUGAAACAACUGGCAUAACAAUUGCACGGUAUGACUAUAGUGAGCCACAAAAUGGUAAAUCAUAUUGUGACGCAAAGAUUGCCCAUAUGAGAGGGAAAAUCAGAAGAUCAGCUGCAUCUGGUAGUGAUGUUUUAACUGCCUCAGAUAUGAAAAUGGCCAUUGACAAACAUGGUGGAGUAACAUCCUGCCAAGCAGCAUAUGUAGCUGUAGAACCUAUUUCUCUCGUUAAGAAGAUCACCUGUCCUAUAAAGGCAAUUACAAAGAUUUCAAAUGUCAGAUUCAACAACGAUGACACAAUAACAGCCUGGAAGGCAUUUGAAAUUGGAAAUGGGAAGAAGAUUUCUAUAAAUAGUACUUUAAAUGAUGUAGAAUUGAAUGUUGAUGUCCAUGCAAACUUUACAAUUCCUACACAACCUGAUGGUAUUAUAAAAAAACCAACUAUGCCAAAACAGACAGAUUCAGAGUCAUUUAACAUCAGUUGUCCAGAAAUUGGCUGUAUACUGUAUUUUGAAUCGUACAGUGACAUGAACAACCAUUGUCUGCUAGGCAACCAUGAACACCAAGAUCAUAAAGGAAGCACCUUUAAUGAUAUUAAAUUGAGAUGGAAGGAGUCGUGCUUUAACCUAACUGAAGACACAAUCAAAUUCAGAUGUGAGACUGGGUUAAAGCAAGGCUCCAAUGAACAAAUAAUGGGAUGGGCCUUAAAGAAGGAAAGAAAGGUUGUAAGAUUUUCAGACAAUGUAAAAUCUUACUUGAGCACUUUUUGA
Mytilus trossulus (common blue mussel) is the source of this 1583-nucleotide messenger RNA. RefSeq lists its product as uncharacterized. The record is from RefSeq and is a predicted model, not a curated record. Lineage: Eukaryota; Metazoa; Mollusca; Bivalvia; Mytilida; Mytilidae. The transcript has 4 exons. Bases 72 to 1583 code for a protein of 503 amino acids.